This is a messenger RNA of Klebsormidium nitens, 1153 nucleotides long. NCBI's taxonomy places the organism in Eukaryota, Viridiplantae, Streptophyta, Klebsormidiophyceae, Klebsormidiales, Klebsormidiaceae. The record is from the annotation of a GenBank genome assembly.
GUGCCAGAUGGACUCUUUGCCUGAGGCGUCGACCGGUUGAAAUAGUAUUUGCUGAUGGCUUUAAGAGCGGUCAUCAAUACACAUGUGAGCUUCAUCUGGUUGCAAGCGCAGCGUCGAUUUCCAAAACAGGAGCGGUUUCCCCUUCUUGGUAAUGGAUGAUACGGCUUGCUAGUAAUGCUGUGGUUAUCUAGCUUGAAAUUUGUGACUUUAGGGACUGAAGCAGGACUGAAGCUUACAAUGCACAGGUGAAGAAGAAGACCGCCCGACAGAAGGUGAAGACCAAGCUCGGCAGUCAGAGCGCCGUUGAUGAUGGCGAGGCAGCAAUCAAUGGCGAUGAAGAGGUUUCGCUGCCUGCGGGCAAGAGCGCACAGCGGCGGCUUGCAAAAAAGUUGAAAUUCCACAAAAAUUUAGUAAGUACAAAGAAGGCGCUAUCAGCCACCCGCACCCUGCAAAAGCCGAAGAAACGGAAAGGCCGGAGCCUGGGCCUCGCCCUCGAAAACCUCUCCACUCUAGUUAACGACCUCCCAGCGGGGCCCAGCAAGCAGCAGAGUCGGCAGCCGAAAAUUCUCAGGAGCAAAGCGAGGCAGGACAUAACGACCCAAGAAUCGAAGCAACUCGCAGCUGUUCUAGAUCACCCAACGUUUAAGGCGAACCCCUUCGAAGCCAUCCGGCAACAUCUAACCAACACGGUGCCGCCACCCCCUCCCGCCCCGAAACCGAAACGGCCGACGGGCGCGAAACGAAAAAGGGACAAGAAAAAGAAGGCGAGAGCGGAAGACGGGAUGGACGAGGAGAUGGAUAUGCUAUAGGAGUCCUUCUGCCACGCCAUGUCUCGCUUGUUCAGGAAUUGAGAAUGUGUGCUGAUUUGACCUAAUGGAAUCUGAAUCUGCACUACGAUUGGUUUAAGCUCGUUAGUAAACACGGCCAGUGCGUGUGCGCCCUGCUAGGUUGCAUACCAACUCUUGGGCCACCAGCCUCCUAUGACGCGAAGUCGACCUGACUAACCAAGACAGUCGAAUUAAGCGCAAGUCCGAAUGAACGGGCUGCUUUGGUGAUUGGUGACAGCAGCAUAGCCCCGGCGGGCGCGGGCUGCGUGUUUGCGCUCGCUCAUGUUGAGGAUAUAUUGAUUGUGGUUGUGGAUCCUGUCAGACCG